AUGAAGGUCGCUGGACCGGCCGGAGCUUUAGUUGCUCUGGUCAUUAUGGGUGUGAUCGCAAUCUGUGCCGCCGAAGGCUUGAGCGAGUUGACCCAGCUCUUUCCCGCCCCAAAUGCGAUCGUCGAAUACGUGAGAGCUUUUGUGGAUGAAGACCUCGCAUGGGUGAUUGGUAUCGCAUACUGGUUUACAUACUCCUCAAUCUUUGCUACGCAAAACCUCGCAGCUGCGAAUUUGGCUGUAUACUGGGGAUUGACGCAGGUCUGGCAGAUUGUACUCUUCUAUUUCGUCACACCUGGAGUUCUUGUCGCCAUAAAUCUUGUUGGUGUUGGGACUUUCGGAUGGAUAGAGGCUAUUGGUGGCAUCCUCAAGAUCAUGCUCGUGUUGGGGGCCACUAUCGUUCUCUAUGUUAUCUCUGCACAACCGAUACAAGAUGGCUUCAAAUACAACCAAGAUUACACUACCAACAAGUACCGCGCCCUUGCGUAUGUGAUCCCUAUGAUCGCUUUUGGUUUCCUUGGUAUCGAGACCGUCGCCGUGACCGCAUUCGAAGCACACACAUCCCGCUCCUUACGGCUUCCAUCUCAGUCAAUAGCUUACGUCGUACUUUUACUAUACUUUUUAUGUCUACUUGGACAAUGCCUCAACGUCUCAUGGCAGGAUGAGCAUCUUCCAUUGAUCUAUGGCGGUAUAGGGAACAGCACAACAGAUACCAACGAACUCAAAAACCCGACCUCCAGUAAUCUCACCAUUAUUGCACUCUGGGCCCAGGGACAAAAAGGUUUGGCAGGGUUUUUGAAUGGUGCUAUGAUCUUUAGCGUCAUAUCAGCAGCUAAUACCUCACUCUACGUCGCAUCGCGAACACUUUACGGUAUUGCGAGGGAUGUACCAACGACGAACAGGCUGGGCAAGUUUCUGCAUAGCUUUUCUGUGGUGGUGCCAAAGACUGGAGUCCCGGCUCGUGCCCUGAUUUUCUCCGCAGGCGCGUUCCUAUGGUUGCCUUUCCUCAGUCUCAAAGGCGGAUAUGCAGUACAAUAUUCAACCAAGGUCAUCGAGAUUUUCCAGAUCUCUGCAAGUGUCAGCUGCCUGAUUGUCUGGGCUUCCAUAUCCUUUGCAUAUUUGCGCUACUACAUCUGGCUUAAACACUGCGACCAGAACCUCGUCGACAAAUACCAGCAAUUCAACCGCAGGGACGGCUCUUACCGACCGUUUACGGUGCUUGCUUUCCUACAACCGCUCCCAGCCAUCGCCGCGAUCGCAGGCUGCGUCAUCGUCUUCGCUUUCUGCAGUGCGACAUGGUGGGAUAAGGAUAUCACGUUUUCAAAGGUCGCGAUCGGCUACGCGAGCCCUAUCAUCUUAUUUGUGCUGUUCGUCAUCUUCAAACUGAUCAACCGUCGAAUGUGGAUUCGCACAAGCGAUGACUUUGCAGUUCUUUCGCAGACGCUGGAUAGAUUGAAGUGGUAUAAGACGGACGAACUUGAUCUGGAUCCGCAAACUCAGCGUGAGGAGGAGAUGAGGGUACUCUCUCCGCCGCAGGUAUCCAGACAAGACCUGGGUGAACCUGUUCAAACUUGA
Messenger RNA from Alternaria postmessia, 1572 nucleotides. RefSeq lists its product as uncharacterized. Gene Ontology annotation, cellular component: membrane. The transcript has 7 exons. Gene Ontology annotation, molecular function: amino acid transmembrane transporter activity. The record is from RefSeq and is a predicted model, not a curated record. NCBI's taxonomy places the organism in Eukaryota, Fungi, Ascomycota, Dothideomycetes, Pleosporales, Pleosporaceae. Bases 1 to 1572 code for a protein of 523 amino acids. Gene Ontology annotation, biological process: amino acid transmembrane transport.